This is a messenger RNA of Aureobasidium subglaciale EXF-2481, 1638 nucleotides long. RefSeq lists its product as uncharacterized. The record is from RefSeq and is a predicted model, not a curated record. The transcript has 3 exons. The coding region runs from base 141 to 1418 and encodes 425 amino acids. NCBI's taxonomy places the organism in Eukaryota, Fungi, Ascomycota, Dothideomycetes, Dothideales, Saccotheciaceae. Gene Ontology annotation, molecular function: carboxylic ester hydrolase activity.
UUGGAGCCUCCGUUCGGCUUCUUUUCAACAACGCCCUCCUUUCUUCGAUGAUGCUAUACCGAAGAUCGUCUCUACAUCUUGAACCCCGCUUAGGGUUUUGAAUAGUAUUUGGUGGUUGUCUUUCUCUUGAAGUUUGCUCCAUGUUACCACUUUCCUGUUUAAAUUUUUUCGUCAAAACAUUGCUCAUCGAAAUGCGUCUGUCUAGUCUUAUAUCCUAUGCACUUGCACCACUUCUCACUUCUGCCACCAUUCUUCAGAAUGGCCAGGUCCGAGACGUAGUUUUUCCUGACACGAGCAUAGCAUCUGUAGCCGGCGGCUCGAAUUGGACUUCAUUCCCUCCUAAUGCAACUGGACUUUCAUACAAGGGUCGUUGGGAUUACAAGUACAUAUCUUGGUGGUCAGCUCCAGGUCUCAAAUUUGGCUUCACUGGCGACAAAGUAGCCAUCAGCUUUGGCCAAUACACUUCUCAAGGUGUACUGAUCGCAUACCGUUUCGCUGGUCAAGACUGGUUAUUCACGAAUGUGACUGCAAACUCGACACAUCAGCUCAUUGAUGCAUCGACUGUUGGCUUCAAUCUUACGACUCAGGCUCAGAGACCACAGACAUUCGAGCUUCGGGUCACAAACUAUGCUUAUGGUGUUCAAAUCGCUGGCAUACACCUUAGCAAUCACGGCAAGCUCGUCAAUAUACCCGACUAUUCCAAAAAGAUUGAGAUUAUCGGCGAUAGUCUGUCAGCAGGUCAAUACGGUACUUAUGAGGGAAUCUCAAGUUAUGCCUGGGGUCUAGCCGAAGGUCUCGGAAAUGUCGAGUUUGAUAUCACAGCCUAUCCUGGAAUCUGUCUUGUGGACCAAAACUGUUGGGGCAAUGCUCAUGGACAGACUUACCAAUGGUUCAGAGCUUCAGACACCUCCCAUCGCUCCGAGGUCAUCUAUGGCGAUAAUCCGCCACUUUGGAACUUCGAGCAUCACCAACAAUCCGAUAUUGUGGUCAUCAAUCUUGGUACCAACGACAACAAUACUCACAACAAUGUCACCAACGAGAAGUACUUGAGCAGUUACAUUGACUUUGUGGGCCAAGUUCACGACAAGUAUCCUAGAGCUCAGAUCAUCCUGAUUGCACUCUGGAAUGGAUUCGACCAAGUCGGCAAUACAUGGAAACAAGGCGGUGCUUUUAUCGACGAGAUACAGCAGGUGUAUGCUCAUUACAAGCAUGCCGGAUAUGUGCACUAUUUCAAUACUACUGGCAUAUUGCAGCAUAACGACAUCGGACCGCAAUACCAUCCUACUGAUGUGGGACAUGUCAAGCUUGCAAGUCAUCUGAUGCAAUAUAUCAAGUUGAAGUUUGACUGGGUUUUUGGAGCCACUGGACCCGAGGUACAAGCAGACACGCUUUACUGGAACGAUGAGCCAAAUUACUAAGCGCCCUUGCUUCUCUAGAUCAUGGGUUCUUGAGUCGACAUCGAUCUGAUGAUUAGCACUUACUAUCCAACAGCCUGAAAUCGACCAUACUGGUAGUCACAUUUGUACAGAAGAGUGCCAAGACCAGCAGGGUAUCUGACUUAUGAAACAAUCUACCUUUAUAUACCGCUCAAUCUCCCAAUUUCCCUGUAGAAGUUCUGAGCCUAUCAGAUCCUUUCUU